Molecule: messenger RNA, 697 nt
Organism: Lotus japonicus
Lineage: Eukaryota; Viridiplantae; Streptophyta; Magnoliopsida; Fabales; Fabaceae
Product: kunitz-type trypsin inhibitor-like 2 protein
Exons: 1
Coding region: 1-588 (195 amino acids)
Molecular function (GO): endopeptidase inhibitor activity
Source: RefSeq, a predicted model, not a curated record
AUGAAGCCUGCAAUAAUGUUACUCACCCUCUCUUUCCUCCUCUUUGCCUUCAUCACCACCGCUGAUAUUCCACUAGCCUUCUCAGAAGAUGCUGAACAAGUGUUGGACACGUUUGGAAAUCCCCUUACACCUGGUGGUAGAUACUUCAUCAUGCCAGGUAUUCGUGACUCAUCUGGCGGUGGACCACGGCCGGGAAUAUGUGGGAACCAAACAUGCCCGGUUGAUGUACUAGAUUACUCCGACCCUAUGAAAAGCAUGGCAGUAAAAUUCACCAUCGCCGCGGACGUAAGCACCGUUAUCAUCUUCACAGGUACACCACUGGAUAUUGCAUUUGAGAAGCCAGAGUGUGCUGCCGGAUCGUCCAAGUGGGUGGUGGUUGGUAAUGAUUUCCCUGGAGUAUGGGUGGGUAUUGGUGGCAGUGAAGACCACCCAGGAAAUGAAAUCACGAGUGGGAGUUUUAAGAUUGAAAAAGAUGGAUUUUGUUACAAGCUUGUGUUCUGUCCCACGUCCGUCCCAAGACUCCCACCUGGUGUUUGUGUUGAUGUUGGUGUUGGAUUUCUAUCUCAGAAAUCCCUUGAACGCAAUUGAUUAUCACAAUCAAUGCUAGAUUUAGGAACAAUCAACACAAGAAAGAAAGAAUGAAUCUUGAAGUAAACGUAGGAAAGAUCAAAAACUCUGAUUGAAUGAAGAAGAUGAA